Saccoglossus kowalevskii is the source of this 701-nucleotide messenger RNA. Its product is annotated as collectin-11-like. Gene Ontology annotation, biological process: ossification. NCBI's taxonomy places the organism in Eukaryota, Metazoa, Hemichordata, Enteropneusta, Harrimaniidae. Gene Ontology annotation, molecular function: growth factor activity. The record is from RefSeq and is a predicted model, not a curated record.
ACUUAUUAUGUAUACAUCACGUACUCGUCAGAGUUAAUACAAAACUGUCUGUCGGAUUCACCACUAUGAACAGUUGGCUACUGCUGAUAUGUAUGGGUGUGCUGUCCCAGUUGAGCAGCGGAGUCGCGUAUAACGUCACGAAAACUGAAGGCGAAGUAAGUCAAUAUGAGAUAGUGUACCACCGGAAGACUUAUUUCGGGGCGUUGAAAUACUGCGAGGAGCUAGGUGGUCGUUUGGCAAGGAUCCCCGAUAUGGAGAGAGAUAAAGCUGUCAUCAGUUGGGUAUACACCACGAACGACGAGUUAGGUGCUCGCUAUUGGAUAGAUGCCAACGAUAUCCAAGAGGAAGGGGUGUAUCUUAGGUCAGACGGAGCAAAACAAAAGUUUGCAAAUUGGGCAAAAUCGGAACCGAAUAACAAAGACAAUGAAGACUGCAUUGAACUCAGCGAAAACGCAGAUUAUGCGUGGAAUGAUAGAAGCUGCUACUUUCCAAAUUAUUUUAUCUGUGAAUUUCUUAUUUAUCAUUAAGUUUAAUCAUUUCGUAUCACAAUUCACUUGGAAGAUGAUUCUCCAAUCAGCCGAGCAGUUUCGAGUGAUCAUCUCGUAUAGUAUUCGAUCCGUAUACAAAUUUGUCCGAAUUACUCCAGUAAAGAUGUAAACCACGGGUGUUAGUAUUGAUUAAAUACAGUAUAAUAAGUAAAA